Messenger RNA from Fusarium keratoplasticum, 804 nucleotides. RefSeq lists its product as uncharacterized. Bases 1 to 804 code for a protein of 267 amino acids. The transcript has 2 exons. The record is from RefSeq and is a predicted model, not a curated record. NCBI's taxonomy places the organism in Eukaryota, Fungi, Ascomycota, Sordariomycetes, Hypocreales, Nectriaceae.
AUGCAGCGUAAGCAAGGAAUAAUCGAGCUUGGCCGACGUUUGGUCGAGCACGGCCCGAAGAGGACCCUCGAAGCGGCCCGAAGAGUGCGUGCCAUCCACAACCACACCGUCAUUGCCGAUACCACCAGGGGCGUUUAUGUCUGGGAGCAUGACUUUUAUCCUGCGAUCUACAUUCCCCAGAAAGAUCUUAUCAACUCCAAGCUCAGCGAUAAAGAAGAGAUCCGCGUUGAAGGUAAAGGGCUUGCCUCAUUGGCUGAGCUGAUUGUUAGCGCCCACGACGGCCUUGAGGAGGUCAAGAUUGAUAACGUUCUUCGAUUCGACAACGACAAGAAGCUUGGCGCGUUGGCCGGCUUGCUAAGGAUCGAAUUUGGUAGUGUUGACCAAUGGCUGGAGGAAGACGCGCCUAUCUACGUUCAUCCGAAAGAUCCAUUUAAACGAGUCGACAUACUCCCGUCGCAGCGCCCUAUCGAAGUUCAAGUCAAUGGCAAGACCGUUGCCAAGGCGUCAUCAUCCAUGCACCUCUUCGAAACGGGACUGCCGACUCGGUACUACCUCCCUCUCGGCGCAAUCGACCAGACCGUCCUUCGCAAGAGCGAUCUCAGAACCAAGUGCCCGUAUAAGGGCGAAGCCGAGUACUAUCACGUGGUGGUCGAUGGUCAAGAGAUGAAGAAUCUUGCUUGGUACUACACGCUUCCAACCCAUGAAAGCGCAGCCAUUGCAGGUUUGGUCUGUUUUUACAACGAGAAAGUUGACACAAUCUUGGGUGGGGAGCUUCAGCCCAGGCCAAAGACACAUUUCGCUUGA